AUGAAGCUCCCCUGGCAUUGCUUAGCAUUUGUACCUCUGGUCGUUACAUCGGCGGUACCAAGGAAACCGACCUCGCCAGACUGUUCGACCAUUGCUACAUCCAUCAACCUGGCGAGCUACAAUACCUGCUUUCUCAAUGCCACUUACCAUGCAGCCAACUCCAUCAAUAUCUCCGAUACCACUAACUCUGUCCCUUUCUGCGAGGUGUACAGCAGCAUCUCCUAUGGGCGAAACAAUAACGACACCUUGGUCUCUGCCCUUUGGCUCCCGGACCCAGAGGACUAUGCGGAACGCUUCAUGGCCGUCGGCAACGGCGGCAUGGCUGGUGUUAUCGAUACAGCCAAUAUGCUCACCCAGCUGAACUCCGGCUUAGGCUUCGCAGUUGCUGGUGGCGACGGUGGCCAUGCUGCUGCCGACAACAAUGGCGGAGGGGGCGAGCCUGGCGUCUACAUCCCCUAUCUCCAUGAUGCAGACCAGGUGGAAGCGUGGAUCCACGACGCCAUCGCGCUCUUCACGCCCAUGGCACGAGAGACCACUGCAGCCUACUACGGACAGGCGCCGCAGCAUUCUUUCUACGACGGAUGUUCCACAGGAGGUGCUCAAGGAUUUGCGCUGGCGCAGUAUCAUCCAGAUUUGUUUGACGGGAUCGUUGCCGGCAGUCCAGGGAACUGGUAUAGUCAUCUUGCUCUAAGCUUCUUGUGGAACGCUCAGCAGACCAAUACUUCCAAGCGUAACCUAACACAAGACGUUCUCGAGUUCGUCACCAAUGCUGUGCUCGAUGCCUGCGACACACUUGACGGUGUUGCUGAUCGUCUGAUCGAAAAUCCACUGCGCUGCAAGUUCGACAUUCAGUCGUUGGCCUGCGAAAGCGAAGGCCUCAGCACCAGCGGCAACAACACUUGCCUCACCAAGCCCCAACUCGCCGCAUCCGAAGCCAUCUACUCAGGACCCGUCCGCUCAGACAACGCCAAACCGCUCUACCCAGGCUUCUCACUCGGCUCGGAGACAGAGUGGGCGCUGCAAGAAGGUCCGCUCGCAGAAGCAUUCAGCAUUCCCAUCCUGCAAAAUCUCGUCUACGACGAUCUGGACUACGACAGCGAUACAUUCAACUGGGCUAGUGAUGUCGGAGACGUCAACCGCCGUGCCGGAAAACACAUAGAUGAAAUUAGCCCGGACCUCUCAGCAUUUCGCGACGCUGGAGGCCGAAUCAUCGUGACGCAAGGCUGGGCAGAUCCGUUUAAUGCCGCACUCUGGCCGAUUGAGCAUUUGCAUCGGAUCGAGAAAGCGAUGGGUGGCGAUGUGAGCGAGUGGUUCGAGCUGUUCAUGAUACCGGGCGGUGGGCAUUGUGGUGCUGCGAGCGGGUAUCCGAGUGUGCCGGCGACGUAUCACACGGUGGCGCCACUGGUGAAGUGGGUGGAGGAUGAAAAGAAGCCGAAGCAGAUCCGGAGUACAGCUGCGCCGGAUGGGAGUGAUGUGACUAGGAAGUUGUGUCCGUGGCCUCAGACGGCGAAGUAUACAGGUGGGGAUGAAGGAGAUUGGAAGAAUUACGUCUGCAAGUAG
This is a messenger RNA of Saxophila tyrrhenica, 1560 nucleotides long. RefSeq lists its product as uncharacterized. NCBI's taxonomy places the organism in Eukaryota, Fungi, Ascomycota, Dothideomycetes, Mycosphaerellales, Extremaceae. The record is from RefSeq and is a predicted model, not a curated record. The coding region runs from base 1 to 1560 and encodes 519 amino acids. The transcript is spliced from 2 exons.